AUGAGGGAGGAGCAGGUGCGCGCGUGGCAAGAGGCCAGCACGACGCUGGCGGAGGUGUGUGACCAGUGCCAGCCACAGCUUGCACAGCUUCUCGGUCGCAUCAAGGAUACGCUGGAUGAGGCCGUCAUGCAGCGGCUGGAAGCGCACCAGGUGCGACUAGCGGCGCAGGGUGCAGGGUCAAGGUUCAACGUGCUGUCGCGCACGGCAAGCUCGGGUAGCAACCCGGUCGGCUCCCGCCGCAGCAGCAUGGCACAGGCAGCACCGCGGCGCGGGGCACGUAGGCGGACGAGCCGAACCAGCCGCGCCAGCAUUGUCAGCGUCGUCACCGCCCCGUCACCGGCGGUCACGAGCACGCUCCGGUUCACCGCGGACGACGCCGUUAGGGAGAUACACGCCGUGCUGCGGGAGGCUGAGAUGUUGGACAAGUCGCAUCGAUCCCUGCAGGCAGUCUACAACACCCUGACGCAGCUGCGCGCGCAGCGCGGCUGGACGGCUAUCCAGCGAGCCAUCCACCUCAAGCGCAGAAAGAAUGCGUUGCGGCAGCUGCUUGCGUUCCGUCGCCGGCACAUGAGCGAGCGCGUGGCCUUGCUCAAGGCGAUGGACCGUAUUGCCCACCAGCAGCCGGGCAGCGCCAGCAGCGGCACACACAGCGAGAGCGCCAAGGCUACCCCCAGCAGAGACAUGGCAAGGGGCAACACGGGCUUGCUCACAGCAAGUGAAGGAGCAGCGGCGCGCAAUGAAGAUGACAAGGCGAAAGCGGUGCACUCACUCGGCAACGACAACGACAGCAACAACAACGCCAACAACAACGACAAUGGCAACAGCGGCAACAACACCACUCACGACACGGUCGUGCAAGCAGAUGACCUCUCGAACGCGCCACUCUCAGUAUCAUCCCCUGCCAUCAUACACAGCGACCAACAGCAAGAACAACAACAGCAGCCGCAACCGCAGCAACAACAACAACCGCAGCAAAAGCGCGUGGCACGGGUGACGAUCAGUGACUCGCGGCUAUCAGACCGAGGCAUGUCUGGGCACGAGCGAAGUGCCAAAUCGGCCACAACACGGCGGCAACGACCUCCUCAGCCCCAACAGCCAUCAUCACAAUCGUCGCCAUCGUCAUCGACUGCUGCACGUGCCGACAAGGCCGCUGCGACCGCCCCAACGGAUCACGCCCAACCUGGCGGUGGCGAUAUGGCACGUGGGACAGGCAAGGCUGCCGAUCUGAGCCGCGAAGAGACGUUGGACCAGCAUGAGCAGCAAAGUCAUCCACCCACGCCAUCCGGACAGGCGGGGACUGCCAUAUCAACGAGCAGCACCGACAGGAAGAGCCGCGCCCACAGGAACGCCAGCAAAGGCGCCACCAACACUACCAACACCAACACCAACACCAACACCAACACCAACACUGACAACGAUGGUGACGGCAACACAGCCACGCGCACAAGCAGCCCCCACCGCAACCACAUGCCCGCGUACAUGACGAUCAAGGCCACGCGUGGGCUGCUGCAGAGGACGCGCGAUUCGCUUCGCGAGUUUGAACUGAAGCGGGAUGUGGUCAUCACGCAGGAGGACCUGGGCGAGCGACGGGCUGCGCUUGCUGUGGCGGAGGACGAGUGCAGGGAGGCGCAGACGGCAGCAGAGGAGUUGCAGGCAAAGGCGGCCGAGCUGCGGCUGUUUCUGGAGAGCCACCAGUCGACCGAGACGAAGCACGUGCGCGUGGGCAUUGAUGAGCGGGCGUCGAUGCUGCUGCGGAACAUCUCCAAGUUUGAAUCGCUCGUCACGCGCGAUCGCAUUGCGGACGCGGCGCUGCUGGCAACGACGGCGCCAGACGGGAUCCUGCGCACGCAGGCGACGUGGCAGCGGUUCAUGGGGAUGAAGGGCGGGACGGUGUGGAGCAUCUACUGCCGCAUGCUGCUCAUCCACGCGCCCACAGAUGCAGAGGUGGUCAUGUGCGUGCAGGAGGCCAUCAACAGAAACGCCCUCUCGCUCACCGCCCACUGGUACACCGCGGGUUUGUUGAAACCGAGCCUGCCUGUUGCGCAGGUACUUGCGCAAUAUGUGGAGGAGACGGAGGACAGCAAGUUGAAGCGCGAGGCAGCUGUCCUGUCGCUAUCCUUGCUGCCGGCUGAUGCCCCGCCCACGCUGGACGCGCUGCAAGUGGUGCUGACGAACAUGAUUGCGCUGAAACGGUUUGACGCCGCCGUGAACCUCCUACGAAACCCGGCCUGCAACGAGGCAGACCGGUACGUGCUGACACAGCGCAUGGUGGAGCACCCGCAGGUGCCACGUCACGUGGUCACGCGUGCACUUCGCUCCCUCUCCGUCGACCUCACAGAACGUGUGGCUGAGGCUGUGCGGGAACUGAACGUGCGUGGUGUUGACGUUGGCGAUCCGGCCGCAGACGCAUGAUGAGACACGUGCUGUGUGUGUGCGCGGAUGUAUGUAUAUGUGUGUGUGCGCGGAUGUAUGUGUGUGUGUGUGUGUG
Salpingoeca rosetta is the source of this 2488-nucleotide messenger RNA. RefSeq lists its product as uncharacterized. The record is from RefSeq and is a predicted model, not a curated record. The coding region runs from base 1 to 2412 and encodes 803 amino acids. Lineage: Eukaryota; Choanoflagellata; Craspedida; Salpingoecidae. The transcript has 2 exons.